AUGCGUAUUCGAAAUCCAUGUUUGGUAUCGGUUUCGGACGACUCUACCAUAGUCGUCUGGACGGAAGUUGAGGAAGCGGUGAAGAUUCGGUCGGCCGCGCCGAAGGAGGAAACCACGGAUGAUAUUUUGAUGUCGCUUAUUCGGGAUCACUCGGAUGAGGGCUCGAUUUCGCCCCGUUUCGGCGAGGAGGAAGGCUUUGCGGAGAUGCUCUGA
Perkinsus marinus ATCC 50983 is the source of this 213-nucleotide messenger RNA. RefSeq lists its product as hypothetical. The coding region runs from base 1 to 213 and encodes 70 amino acids. Lineage: Eukaryota; Perkinsozoa; Perkinsida; Perkinsidae. The transcript is spliced from 3 exons. The record is from RefSeq and is a predicted model, not a curated record.